UCGCAAGCGAAUUCGCUCCAUGAGUCAGCCCCUCUGCCACCUAAAAUGGCUCUCUAUACAAAGAAAACCUCGAAAAAAGUAGACUAUAUCUGCCUUGGGUAAAAUAUACAGCCUAUAUAACGUAAGAGCAGCUAUAUGUAUAUCUACGUAACAAACACACACACACACACACACGGAGCAGCGAACCCGCUACAGACAGCUAUAGCAUAUAGCCUCGUCGCGCGUCUCUCGAACGUCCGCGGGUCAUCAUAACAACGCACAGCGACUUCCUCGUGUAUAUAACGGGACUCCUCGACCCUCUUGCCUGAAAAAAACAAAACACCAUCGCGCGUCAGUCGCGAAUAAACCAGCAAGCCGGAGAGUUGUCUUCGACGCCGCGACAGCUGAUCGCGACGCUCAGCUGUUUCCACUUGCCGAACUGCGCGGCGCAGUGCAUCGCAUCAGAGCAGCAGCAACAGCUAGCCACAGAGAGGAGUCGCUGAGUGCAGUGCGGCGUCAAAUGCCGAGCUGACGGGGAGGAGUGUGUCUCUCGCUUUCUCUCGAGUCUGUGUUAACUUAACUGCCCCGAGGAUGACUCUACUCACAGCUGGAAAAGCGGCCGGCGAGAUGGGCGAGAGCAAGCAGAAAACCUCGUCCAAGCUGUUGUCGAGUCUGAGGAUCGUCUUCUUCGUUAUCGGCACGAUAGUCAUCGGCUUCGCGGCCUUCUGCAACUCGCUCACCUGGCACCUGCAGAAGUUCUGGGGAGCCUCGGGCGACUUCUGGCAGGCCCAGUGGGAGAAGAUCGUCUACAGGCUGGGGGAUGAUCCCGCGACCUACUGGGUGCAAGGCUCGAUGGCCCUGACCUUCCUGGUCUACUGGCUCUUCGGCGGCAUCUACACCUUCAUGGACCUGACUAACCGACCAGCGGCGCUGCGCCGCUACAAGACCCAGCCGGGCACGAACGAGCCCGUCUCCAAGCGCGCCCUGGCCUUCGUCAUCGGUCAGGUCCUCUUCAACCAGAUCGCCGUCGGCCUACCCCUGGCCCAGUUCGCCUACAAGCUCAUGCAGUGGCGAGGCUUCCCGCCGCUCCACCAGCUGCCAACCUUCCACUGCUUCCUCGCCGAGAUAGCCUUCCACAUCCUCUGCGAGGAGAUCGGCUUCUACUACUCGCACCGGCUGCUGCACCAGAAGAGCCUCUAUAAGCGGAUACACAAGCAGCACCACCAGUGGACGGCUCCGGUAGCCGUGACCGCGAUCUACUGUCAUCCCCUCGAGCACAUCGGCUCGAACCUGCUGCCGCCGUUCCUCGGCGUCUUCCUCCUCGGCUCGCACGUCGCCACCGCCUGGCUCUGGUUCUCCCUGGCCAUACUCUCGACGCUCAACGCGCACUCCGGCUAUCACAUGCCCUUCUUCCCGUCGCCCGAGGCCCACGACUUUCAUCAUCUCAAGUUUAAUCAAUGCUACGGGGUGCUGGGUGUUCUGGACCGCUUCCACGGCACCGACACGCAGUUCCGCAACUCCAGGGCGUACGAGCGUCACAUAAUGCUUUUGAGCCUGAAACCAGCUCGCGAAGCUUUCCCCGACGAGGUCGACAAGAAGAACGAGGAGAAGAGCUUCCCGGUUGCCCACGACGCGGCCAAACGACUAUGCAGGCACUGACGAAGUCUCUCCUCCUGUCUGCUCUCGCACUGAGCCGAUUACGGAGAGCACAAAUAUAAUAUAUACACUAUAUUAUUAUUCGUUCAAAUUGUUUUUUUUAUACGCUUUUAUGAUGGACAGAGCGUAUAUACAAACGAGAUGAUGGUUGUAAGACGAAUUUCGUGUGACUUCAAUUGGGUGCAAUAUGUUUUUUAUUGGUAAAUUAGUAGUGAAUAUGAAGUGUACUACUGCAUAGCAUAAAAGUGUUACAGGCUAAUUUUCAAAUUUAAGCAAUAUGAAUCGAGCGAUGAUUGUCUAUAAUCAUAAGAGAGGAAGGCCUUUUUGUAAAUAAGACGAGACGACGACUAUUUGCUUCUUACUUCUCAUUAUAUAAAUACUAUUAUUACAUACUAUGUAGACUACUGUGACACGGGUCGUAGCGUUUUUCAAAUCGUGAUGAGCAACCUUUUCUUAUACAAACAUUAUUCUACGAUAACAGAACGAUGACGCAUAUUAUGGUAUAAGCAACCGAUGGAACAAAGAAACAAAAAUAUAUGAAUGACACGAUUUUAUAUUUUUCUACUGAAAAUUUACAAGCGUUUUAAAAGUUUUUUUAAUAUAUAACGCAUUUUUAUUGGUUUUAUGUCUUCUAUAUACUUAUCGUAUAUAGAAGACAUGUAUUGUUUAUACUUGAGUUAUAGGGAAGUGUCCUUUGCAGACGAUACUGGGUCUCUAAAAAUUCCAUUUUUUAUAUUGAAAAAUUAUAUAUAUAUAUAUAUAUCCAAAUUAUACAACGGUUUUAUACUAAAAAAUUAUCUAUAUUAUAUCUAUAUUUAUAUACUACACAGAAGAGGAAAGUUUCAGAAAAGGAAAAGGAUGAUUUUCGUAUGUCAGCAAAGCCGUAAGUGUCGCUUUGUCAGCGUUAAUUUUUCAAGAAUGACAUUUGCUAAAAUGAAAAUUCUUUUCGCAUUGUGCAUCGUAAAAGGUGGGAAGUGAUCUUUUUUCAAUAAACAGUGAAUUUGCACACCGAUGUAAAUUGAAAAGAUUUAUGUGAUCUUUUUGGUCGGUUUAUAACUUUGGGAGGCUGAUGAAAUUGAAGUUGUAAAAUUAAACUCAAGCCGUUUUCUUUCCGAGACUCACAUGGUUUUCCUCAACUGUCUGCUCGACGCAAUAACUCGUAUCUUGUUGUACAAAAUCGGUGUUGACCGUAAUAAAAUGUCGUUUAGCACCAAAGCAACGUUGAUGCCUUGCUAUUAACGUUAACUACUUUAAAAAUGCACAGAUUUACAACUUUAAUCUUUUUCUGCAAGUUUUUUUUUCUAUACUGUAACGCAUUAUAUUAUAUAUGUAUCCUCGAAAUUUAAAUAAAUAAAUAAGAAUAUAUAAUACAUAAAUUAAUGCAAAAGCAUAAAGAAAAGUUAAAAGAGUAAAACUUGAAAAGAAACCUUUUUUUAUACUGAUAGCAUAUAUUAUAUGUAAAAUUGUAUUAAUAUAUAAAAGGAAUUGUUAUAAUAAAAUGAUUAACUUAUUGAUA
Nasonia vitripennis (jewel wasp) is the source of this 3151-nucleotide messenger RNA. RefSeq names its product fatty acid hydroxylase domain-containing protein 2. The transcript has 5 exons. The coding region runs from base 571 to 1638 and encodes 355 amino acids. NCBI's taxonomy places the organism in Eukaryota, Metazoa, Arthropoda, Insecta, Hymenoptera, Pteromalidae. Gene Ontology annotation, biological process: sterol biosynthetic process. The record is from RefSeq and is a predicted model, not a curated record. Gene Ontology annotation, molecular function: C-4 methylsterol oxidase activity; iron ion binding.